This is a messenger RNA of Pneumocystis jirovecii RU7, 282 nucleotides long. RefSeq lists its product as uncharacterized. NCBI's taxonomy places the organism in Eukaryota, Fungi, Ascomycota, Pneumocystomycetes, Pneumocystales, Pneumocystaceae. The record is from RefSeq and is a predicted model, not a curated record. The transcript has 5 exons. The coding region runs from base 1 to 282 and encodes 93 amino acids.
AUGAUUUUUUUACAUAAAUUAGACCAAAAACUUGUAAAAUAUGUUCAAAUUAUUUCUAAAAAAAUAAAAAUAUAUAUUUUAGCAAACUAUCACAUUUUUUUUGUUAAAAUAAAUCUUAAAAUCAUGCGCUUUCAAAGAUUUUGUAAAGGUUUUAGUUGUUUUUCUGCUAAUGUAGUCCCUAGUUUUAUAAGAUUAAAAUGUGAAACAGGAACUCUAUAUCUGACAACAUUUGUAAGCACCCAUUAUUUGCUUUUUUCUUUAGAAAUGUCUAUGGAUACUUGA